AUGCCGGAAGGAUUGCCGAUUGACCAUGAGCAUGUAUUGAACGGGACAAUGGUGGCAUAUGCGCAGCAGCUUUUGAUCUGUACUGGACAGAGAGACUGGACAAGUCGGAUUGAAAAUGAUGGAGAAAACCAUGGCUGGGGUGAUCUCGUAAGGGGCCUUAAGCGCCUGCUUGGUCGCGGAGGCCCAUAUCUGGACCCCUUCAACAAUGUCCUUGUCACUAAUUCUUCCAUUAAACCUGCUGCUAGCAGUCCCACCACCGCGUCCGCAUUUCUUUUCCCGGGCUUCAAAUACAUCCCCUCUAUCCCAGUCGAAAUCCUCUCCUCUCCAAAUACCACCGACUUGACCACUUUUGUUCGCGCAUUUCUCCUCCCCAAGCAGCUAAAUAGCAUGCACUUGUCUUUGCCCGAGGCCAAGCAAGCUGACAUCACCCGGGUACCGGAUUUGGCUUCGAAGUUCACGGGCAUCAUCGAUAUCGAACAUUCGCCUACCGUUUUGAUCUGUGGACAUGGAGGUCGUGAUAUGCGCUGUGGUGUCAUGGCACCUGCGCUCGAGACAGAAUUCCAGCGUGUGCUUCAAGCAAAAGGAUUUACUUCCACGGAUAGCCAUGGCACGACCAUCGACGACCCCAAGCAUGCCCACAUUGGUCUGAUCAGCCACGUUGGCGGUCAUAAAUACGCAGGCAAUGUCAUUGUAUAUAUUCCACCAAAGAUGACGGUGGGAGACUCAGAGCCUCACCCGCUGGCAGGUAAGGGAAUUUGGUAUGGUCGCGUGGAGCCCAAGCAUGUGCAAGGUAUAGUGGAUGAAACUAUCCUUCGGGGUAGAGUAGUUACGGACCAUUUUCGUGGUGGAGUAGACCGGAAUGGGGACAUUUUGCGAUUGUAG
Molecule: messenger RNA, 882 nt
Organism: Penicillium pulvis
Lineage: Eukaryota; Fungi; Ascomycota; Eurotiomycetes; Eurotiales; Aspergillaceae
Product: sucrase/ferredoxin-like domain-containing protein
Exons: 2
Coding region: 1-882 (293 amino acids)
Source: RefSeq, a predicted model, not a curated record